CCUCUCAGUCUACCUCCAGCCACCGUGACGAGAGGACAUGCAUCCCACUUCCCUGUGGCGUUCAUGUCUGAAGGAUUCAUUUUAAAACUGUGAUUCUGGUGUUUACUUGAAUAAAAAACCCAAGACCGCCGGCGUACUACUGUGUGUGUGAAGCGUUCCCGUGUUGACACUUGCUCCUUCGCCAGAUCCAAGCAAUUACAAACAUAUAAAUUCGUUCACGUGUGGGACGAGGAUGACAAAAAAGUUUUGAAAUCCAGUUUUCUAGUGGGUGUUGUGGAAGGUCCUCCAGCCUGCUUCCUGAGGUCGAGUGGCCCUCCAGCCUGCUUCCUGAGGUCGAGUGGCCCUCCAGCCUGCUUUCUGAGGUCGAGUGCCCUCCUGCCUGUUUUUUAAGGUCGAGUGGCCCUCCAGCCUGUUUUUUGAGGUCCAGUGGCCCUCCAGCCUGUUUUUUGAGAUCGAGUGGUACACUAGCCUUCUUCCUGAGGUUGAGUGGCCCUCCAGCCCGCUUCCCGAGACCGAAUUCCACUCCAACUAGUUUACUGAGGAUUCCUGACACCAAAAACAGAGUACCAAAUGUUGAUGAAAACAUCAACAUAGGACACGAGGGACACAAUUGCUCAAAACUUUACUGAGUGCCUGAGGAAGUGAUUGCCAGAGGAACAGUGCCACUUUCUGCUCAACUCCCUACUGAGUGCCAGUAGCGGCUCAUGUCCUUGUCAGAUAAGCAGUAAGACAAGCAGUGCCAUCAGAAGAUGCAGUCAGCACUGAUGUACUGAGUGUGAGAGGCAGUCGUGACCAUCAAGCGUGUGUGUGUGUGUGUGUGCGCGCGCGCAAGUGUGUGUUUGUGUUUGUGUUGUGUCAGAGGUCAGGAGGCCACAAGCAGCACACGGGCCAGCUGUGUGUUGAGGUCAGCCGGUGGCUGCUGUCUUGGGCUGCUACUGCAUCAGGCCUUACAACUGGUCCUGACUUCUGGCGUCAGACCUUACAACCGGUCUUGACUUCUGGCGUCAGACCUUACAACCGGUCCUGACAUAUGGUGUCAGACCAUACAACCGGUCCUGACUUAUGUUGUCAGACCGUACAACCGGUCCUGACUUCUGGUGUCACACCUUACAGCCAGUCCUGACUUCCGGUGUCACACCUUACAACCGGUCCUGACUUCUGGUGUCAGAUCAUGUUGACGAAGAGUUCGAGGUGAGGGUUAUCAUUCCUUUCGCCAAGAAGUGACUGGCUGAAGAGGCAAGCAAGGGAUUCACAGCUCAAUCUGAACUAUAAAACUUGUCUUCAGCCAUGGGUGACGCUGGCCAAAACACGGCAUCGGCCCCCACAACUACGGACCUUCACGCCACAGACAUUACGGAGAGGAACAGUGAGCUGCCCAAGAGCUCCAACGAAGCCGUAAACACGAAAGCAGAGCAGAAUGAAGCGGUGGGAAGAACUGGAGAUCACGAUGAUGCCCAGAGCACUUGCUCAAGCACCUCCUCCACACCAUCUUCCACGUCCUCGGAGGCAACUAGCUCCUCUUCGUCAGAGGGCGGCGCCCAGAGGGCCAUCCACAUCGAAGAUUCGGACAAGAAGUACAUCGUAGUGGAGCCCACUAAACCCAAGACUUGGCUGGCCGCUUACAAGUCGCUGGCACCGAGGACUCGUCAAACUGUGCGCACCGCGGCCAUCGCUAUCCUCUCCGCCCUCGCCCUCGUUGCUAUCUUCCACUUGGCCAAACUUGCGGAACAUCCUGUCAGUGAGAACGUCGUCGAUGUGUCGGCGGAGGAGGGCAAGACGCAGCAACAGCAACAACAGCAGCAGGCGGCAGCAGCAGCAGCUUGGGGAGGACAAGAUGUGCUCAAAACAUCUGGCGGCAAGGUUUUUGUACCACCAGGUGCUGGAGAGGACUGGCGAGGAGGGAAGGAGUUCGCGAAGGCAGUAGCAAAAACGCUGGCGGGUAAAUCCUGUGAAAGACUUGGGCCCACGGCGGGAAGGUCGCCAUUCACCCAUCCUCAACGUUCCUGUUGA
This is a messenger RNA of Cherax quadricarinatus, 2010 nucleotides long. RefSeq names its product carbohydrate sulfotransferase 3-like. Gene Ontology annotation, molecular function: N-acetylglucosamine 6-O-sulfotransferase activity. NCBI's taxonomy places the organism in Eukaryota, Metazoa, Arthropoda, Malacostraca, Decapoda, Parastacidae. Gene Ontology annotation, biological process: sulfur compound metabolic process; N-acetylglucosamine metabolic process. The record is from RefSeq and is a predicted model, not a curated record.